This is a messenger RNA of Fomitiporia mediterranea MF3/22, 1995 nucleotides long. RefSeq names its product P-loop containing nucleoside triphosphate hydrolase protein. Gene Ontology annotation, molecular function: GTPase activity; GTP binding. The record is from RefSeq and is a predicted model, not a curated record. The transcript is spliced from 5 exons. The coding region runs from base 1 to 1995 and encodes 664 amino acids. NCBI's taxonomy places the organism in Eukaryota, Fungi, Basidiomycota, Agaricomycetes, Hymenochaetales, Hymenochaetaceae.
AUGCCUAGACGCAAACCCAUUUCUGCCAAGCAGCGUAAAGCAGAGUUACAGGUCAAGCGCGCAAUCAAGCGUGGUGAUACUGUCCCAGAAAACAUAUCAAGCUCGCGCGCGUCUAACACCUCCAGUCGUCGUGGCGGUCGUGGACCACGAGGCAACAAGGAGUCUAAUAGAAGCAACGUUGAUGCAUCCCGUCGUCUAGAAUCAUCUUACGUCAAAUUCUCUCGUGACUUCCUGGAAGAAGCAAAGCGCAAGGCGUCUAUUCUCACUGCUACUCGACCUAUUCCGAUUGAAAAGUUGCUGCUUCCUCUCCACGCGGAACAGGAUGUUAUUAGCGCUUCCAGAGCAACAGGCCAUACACGCCAGCUCAAUGUCCUCAAACGGCCAAAAUGGAACUAUGACAUGUCAAAGAAGGAGGUAGAGAACAAUGAAGCUGCUCUUUUCAAGCGAUGGCUUGAUGAAACUGAUCAAAUUAUGCAAUCGUGGAAAAUUGAUAAACGGGAUCCAGACGGAUUGAAGGACCAGACUGAAGCCGUGGAGUCUCAAACAACAACCUGCAACACGCAGGAUUCUUCUGAAAGCAUGCCUUAUGCUCCACCUCUAUUCGAACGGAAUCUGGAGGUGUGGCGUCAGCUGUGGCGCGUAACAGAGAUCUGUCAGGUGUUGUUGGUUCUACUGGACUCUCGUUGCCCUCCACUGCAUUAUCCUCCGACGCUAGGUUCAUAUCUGUCGUCCCUGCGACCACCCCGUAAAAUCAUUUUCGUGCUUACAAAGAUCGACAUCACUGGACCUAGGAGAACUUCUCUGUGGAAGGAGUACCUUCGCAGGACUUAUCCGGACAUCCGCGUAGUCACUGUUGAGAACUAUGUUGAAAAGUCUUCAGGCGAGGGACAGGGUAAACGAGUGAAAAGAGAGCCAUACAUUCCCGCAGAGCUGAGAAGCGAACUAGUCGAAGCCCUUAAAGGAACUCAUCAAGAGUUAUGUUCUCCACCUCCUCACAUUGCUUCUGAUGCGAAAAAACUGGCGAACUGGAGGCCUAGGGUUAUUGACAAAAUUAACUGGAACAAGGUCUUGAAUGCUGUAGACAGCGAUGUAAUACUCGCUCGAUCGACUGAGGCUCAGGAUAUAGGAGCUGAAAAUGAUACUCAUGCUGAAACCGAGAAGAUCGAAGAAUUCUUAUCGGUAGGAUUAAUUGGCCAGCCCAAUGUAGGAAAAAGCUCAUUGCUGAAUGCCUUGUUCGGCAGCCAUAAAGUGAAGGCUUCGAAAACACCAGGAAAGACUAAGCACUUCCAGACUCUCUUCUGGUCCAAGCAAAUUAGACUCGUGGACUGUCCAGGUCUGGUCUUCCCCGCAUAUACCGACUUGGAGAUGCAGGUUCUCGCGGGUAUACUGCCUAUAUCACAGAUGCCUGCAAUUCCAUCAUCUGCUCACUAUGCACUUCAAUAUCUCCCACUCGAGAAAAUUCUAGGCUUGCAGCAUCCCGCAGAGAAAGAAGUCAAGGAGGACAAGAGAACCUGGCGAAGCGGGACGCAGCCAGGCUCAAAAUCCGACAAGAGUGUCAGGGCAUGGACUGCUAUGGAUGUACUAACAGCAUAUGCUGAAAAGAAUAAUUGGAUUACUGCGAAGGCCGGUCGUCCAGACGUGAAUCGUGCUGGUAAUGCUAUUCUAAGAGCCCUUGCAGAAGGCAGAAUUAAAUGGGCAUUUUAUCCGCCGAAUACGGAUUUGAACGUGCUCGCAAAUGAAAAUAAAGGAUUGGGUAUUUGGAUUGAAGGAAAUACUGAAGAUUACUUUGCCGAACGAGCUGAUAGUGAAGAUGAGGAUGAUUCAGAGGAGUUCGAAAUACGUUCUAGUAAUGAAGAUACAGAAACAGAAGAGGAAGAGGAAGAAGGGGAGGGUAAAAAGUCAGAAUCACACCUUCGGUCCGCAAUCUCUAGCGGAACCGGGAUGUUCGGUGCUCUAACAUUAGAAGAUGACGGCAAUUCUGCAGAAAGUGAUUGA